UCGGGCCCGAGUCUCCUCCUCCUCCCCGCUCACCUGCUUCCGACUCUCUGCUUCCGCACUCACCUGGAGUCGCGUCGUUCAAGGCAAAGAUCUCUCUGGUUCAGGGUGGGAAUGAGCCCGAGACAGGGGAAUCUGGAGCCCGGUCGGAGCCCGCACCGAUUCCCGGCCCUGUGGCUCUUCCCGCUGCUGUUACUUCCCGGUUCUGCUACUAUUGAAGUUUCUUUGAAACCAACUGUUCAAGGUUUCAUUGGAGAAGAUAUACAACUGAGUUGUAAGUUCAGAUCCUCCUCUCCCAUCACACAGCGUCUGACAGUGGACUGGUCUUUCCGGCCAGCAAAAAGCGGAUCAAAACAUGGUAUCCUGUACUACCACUCCGCGGUGUUCCCUGCCGCACAAGGCCCAUUGAAGGAUCGAGUCCUGUGGAACGGGAAUGUUAUGAACGGCAAUGCUUCCAUCGUCGUGAAGAAUCUGACACUGGUCGACAAUGGGACGUUCAGUUGUGUGGUCCAGAACCCGCCGGAUCUCAGCAGUUUUGUGCCGACUACUGUACUCACCGUCAUCAAGAGAGAGAUCCCGUUCCGACUGAGUGUGGUGGUGGUGCUGAUGCUGUUGGUGGUCGUCCCCACUCUGCUGGUGGUCACCCUGCUCCUGGUGCGGACCGCCAAGAGAUUUGAUAUCUGCGGAUCUAACGGCAGCAAGUCACCGAUUGAGGUGUUGGAAGGAGACGGUGAUGCCUCUGUUGAUGAUUUGAGGAGCGGUUGUUGCAGGCGAUGCGUUGCGUGUUUGCAGGAUUCCGACGAGGAAGAUGAGGAUUUCCAUCAUUUUUACCCCACGUCAGAGUCGGUUACAUAGCCUGAGGUGGUCCUUGUCUCAAUGGGUGUCCCCUGAUCAGUGUCAGGGAGGGAAUCAUCUUUCUGUCACCGCUCCAGCUAAUGCAUGAGUAGGGUGGGGGUGGGUCGCGUGACAUCCUAUCUUCUCUCUCGUGCUUGCUCUGGUAAAAAGGAUGAAUAAAUAUGUAUAUUUUUAAAUUGAGGGGGUGCUAAUUCUACAGUGAGAUUUUACACUGGUUAGCUCUAUAUCCAGUUUUUAAACCACAGAAACGUAUAUGUGAAUACGGAGCAGAUCCAUUAUAUCUAUAUGUACGAGGCCUACUCUGACAUUCAGUCAGACAUGGCUGAUCUUCUGCAACUACAUAUCUUUCAGAUAGGCACAUGGAUAUGCAGAGAAUAGAGAGAGUGCUGUGGAUCACAUCUAGGCGGAGGAUGCCAUCAUGUUUGGCAUGGACAUUAUGGGCUGAAGGGCCUGGUGCUGUGCCGUACCCUCUUUGUAGAAACAAGGGACCUGCAGAUAGUCUUGCAGCACGGAAACAGGCCCUUUUAACCCAACCUGCCCACAUCAACCAAUGUGUCCCAUCUACACUUACACCCACCUGCCUGCAUUGGGUCCAUACCCCUCUAAACUUGUCCUAUCCAUGUACUUGCCCAAAUGUUUUUUAAAUGUUGCUAUAGCACCUGCAUCAACCACCUCCUCCGACAGCUCGUUCCAGAAACGCUAGUUUACAAACAAAGAGACACAAAGUGUUGGAGGAACCCAGUGGGUCAGGCAACAGCAUCCCUGGAACAUGGAUAGGUGAUGGUUCAGGUCAGGGUCCUCCUUCAUAUAUGCCUAUGGUAUCAACUCAUUUCACCAUGUUCUCCCUGGUGACCUGCCCUUGGUACUCAAGCCCAUGGAUGGGCCUAUACGUGAUUUGUGACCUUGCCAAAGCUUUGCACUUUGCGCUAGAAAUCCGAUAAUCAGGCAGCCUGGGGACUUUGGUGAUUCUGGAUUUAGGUUUUUUUCCCCCAGAUUAUUGGAUGUUAUUCUUUUAAUAUGCAGUCCCGCAUUUAGUUCACUAUUUGUGCAUGUCACACAAUGGUGAAACAAUUGUUUCCGCGAAUCCUGUCAGUUUAAAGGGAACAGGAAGUGUACAUACACUCUGGUCCCCCACAACAAACCUACCCACAUUCCCAGCCCCUUGUGUUCCUGACCCCACACCCUGGCUUUGGCCCACACCAUUCCUGUUCCCUGGACCCAGUUCUAGACUAAUGAGUGAGUCAGAUGCCAAACCCUCAGAGUUUCUCAACAAUUAAGCUGUAGGAUUAUUGGAGUCUUGUCUGUGGAAAGGUCUAGAACAUUAGCGGAGGGACAUGAUAUGAAUUUCUCCGAAAUCUGUUUAAAAAGGACACAAAGUGCCAGAGUAAUUCAUCUCUGGAGAACACGGAUAGGUGAUGUUUCACGUAGGGACCCUUCUUCAGACUCCACCCUUCCUGAGGUCAUCUCUUGCCGGCCCUGUUUUGUUCUGGCCUUCCUUAUCUUUUAGUUUGGAGAAGGGUUCUGACCUGAAACGCCACCUAUUCCUUCUCUCCAGAGAUGCUGCCUGACCCACUGAGUUACUCCAGCGUUUUGUGUCUAUCUUCAUAGUGAUCCAGGAGCUCAGUGUUUAAUGGGGGAGUUGGCAUCCGUUUUAUAGAUACACACGUAUCACCCCAGGCAACAGCAAUACAUGAGCAAUGAUGAGUGGGUUAGGGGUUGCAGUCGCUAAAAGAAGAAGCUAAGCUUUGUGUAAAUGUCGACUGCAGCAUUAUUACCUGAAGUUGUUGGUCUCCAUGGUAACUUCGGAAGAGGGCAAAGAUCAAGUGCUGUUCCUCAAGUUCACCUUGACCUUCACAAUACAGGUCGUCCCAUCACCUGACUUGUGCAAAAACGCACAAACAAACGAGCUCCAUAAUAUGAUUAAACUCAAAAGUCCAACAUAUGUACAUUUCUGUAUAGCAGAACUAAUUUCCUCUCUUUCACCACCUCUAGUAAUUGUUCAGUCCUGUCCGCCUUGUGUGCUUUUGAUGCCACUCAUUGCAAUACUGCAGAAAUAUGGCUGAAAUAUCAGGGGAUUUUGUGCAUUCUGCAAUUUAUGGAAAAUUUGACGUCCGUAAAAACAGCAACCAAUCCCUGGAGUUGAGCAGGUUGAGCAGCAUAGUGUGUGUGUGUGUGGGGGGGAGAAAUAGUUAAUGUUUCAGGUUGAAACUAGGGCAGGAUAGUGUAUGGAUCGGUCGGUUUGGACUCGGUGGGCUGAAAUGCCUGUCUCAAUGCUGUAUCUCGAAACUCUCCUGCUGCUCCCUCAAUCACAGUCAUAUCUUUCUGUUCAUUCCUCCCUCUCCUUCCCCCCUCACUCCCUACCCUAAACUCAGUCACAGACAAGCAUUUCUCAUUUUUGUUCAUUUUCACGAAAGGUCAACUUGAAACAUUAACUCCAUUCCCCUCUCUAGCAUGCUGCCUGAUCUGCUGAGUGUUACGUGCAAUUUUAUGCUUUGUAUUUAACCAGCAGCUAUUAUCUGUCGUUAGUCUGGAUAUUAUGCUGAAAAUUAUGAUAUUUGUAUUUAUUUCCAUGCAGUUGGGUUUUAUAAUGGUCCUUGUAAAUGAAAUAAAAUGUAACUUAAAUAUAA
Messenger RNA from Leucoraja erinaceus (little skate), 3479 nucleotides. Its product is annotated as myelin protein zero-like protein 3. Lineage: Eukaryota; Metazoa; Chordata; Chondrichthyes; Rajiformes; Rajidae. Bases 112 to 852 code for a protein of 246 amino acids. Gene Ontology annotation, cellular component: membrane. The record is from RefSeq and is a predicted model, not a curated record. The transcript has 6 exons.